This is a messenger RNA of Cylicocyclus nassatus, 608 nucleotides long. NCBI's taxonomy places the organism in Eukaryota, Metazoa, Nematoda, Chromadorea, Rhabditida, Strongylidae. The record is from the annotation of a GenBank genome assembly.
UUUGGAAGAGAGCGCUACUGCAUCUGAAAAAAUAUUGUCGUUUUUCAAUGCAUUAUGUAAGGACUCUCAAUAGAAUCAAUGCAGACUUUCUAUCACUUCUUGAUGAGCAGCUAAGGAUGAAGGAUCAGCUAUUCACAACGCGCGUAGAAGAACGCUCACCUUUAUUUUCGAUACGAUUACCUGACAAGUUUCUUAAAAAACACCAUCAUCCACAUGCCCUUCUGAAUUCCAACGCGAAUAGGCUAGUUGCCACAAGGGAUAUUGGUCUCACUCUCAAGGAUAUUGCCUCUGUCAAUUUUGUUUUCCCAAAACCCACAGAGAUAAACAAACGCCUUGAAGCCACUUCUUUACUGAGUUACGAUCUUCCAACAUACAGAUCAUGCGAGGAUACCCUUAUUCCUCCUCAUCUGUGCUUAUGUAUGGAUGAGAAGUCACUGCAGAUUGAAGGCUCAAGAGACCUAUUGGUGUAUAAACAGUUGUUCGAGUAUGUGAAGCGUGAAAUGCUCAAGUAUGACUGUGUUGAAGGAGUCUACAAGGCUGGUUGGGAAGUUACUGUACUUUCUCUGAAUCCAAUGGUUCAGCAAGGAAUCAAGGAGGAAAAAGAGUAA